UAUAAAGAUUUUAAAUUAUUCUUCUGUGCAUCGUAGAACCUGGUGGUUAAAUUUCCUACCAAAUCUACAUUUAAAUCAAUUUUACGAGGAAUGGAUGAUUUCAGUUCUCUCGCUGUACAACUCCAAGCUGGGCUUUCAACAGCGGCUCGCGAUGGAGUUACUCUCCAUGAGAUUGAAAGUCGGAGUGGGGGCGGCUCCGUGGCAAUGGGGUGACCAGGAGGCAGAGCGGCCGCCUGGAGCGUGGGAGACGGAUGAGAAGGGGAAACCAUUGGCUCCCUACACGUGUCCCGACUGUGGCAAGUCGUAUAUGUGGAAACAAGGGUUGAACACACACAAGCGACUGCAUUGCGGCAAGGAACCUCGGUUUCAAUGUCCGUACUGCCCCAAGAGGUGCUACCAGCGAGGCAAUCUGGACAGUCACAUUCGCAACGUUCACGCCAACCUGCUACAACCUAGCAGUGAGAUCCUCUGCAAGGAAGAAGUGAAAAGUUCCAGUGAACUCAAAAACUAAAGACUUUCAGUAUUACUCUAUAUUAACUAUGUAUACGAUAACAAUAUACGUUUAUUUUUAGAAUUAAAAUGACAUUUUAUAUAGUUGUUUUAAGUGACUCUGGUCCAGUUUUUAUUGUUUGUGAUACUUUGAUGAAAAUGGACCCAACGAUAUUUAUUGUGCACUGCCUUAUUCAGAUUUAUUUUUUAAAUGAGAAUUAUAAAUCGAUAUGUAUAUACUUAAUUUGUCAUAGUCUCUAUCUAUAACUUUUAUAAAGUGUUAACAA
Molecule: messenger RNA, 776 nt
Organism: Macrosteles quadrilineatus (aster leafhopper)
Lineage: Eukaryota; Metazoa; Arthropoda; Insecta; Hemiptera; Cicadellidae
Product: zinc finger protein 775-like
Exons: 2
Coding region: 95-511 (138 amino acids)
Biological process (GO): regulation of transcription by RNA polymerase II
Molecular function (GO): DNA-binding transcription factor activity; RNA polymerase II cis-regulatory region sequence-specific DNA binding
Source: RefSeq, a predicted model, not a curated record